AUGUCCGCCCCCGCCAGCAAAGAGGUGAAGGAGCUCAGCUCUGUCGACUUCAUCCAGCUCCAGCAGUAUAUUGAAUACUGCAGCCUGAAAGUCAAAGAUGUGCUGCGGGAAUUUGAUGCAGAUGGCCGCCUGUCCCGGCACAGACACGGAGAGUGCAUUAAUGAAGAAGGCUUCCGCCUCUUCCUGAAGACUUACUUAGAAGUGGAUGACUUCCCAGCAGAUCUGUGCCAGCGGCUCUUUCGCUCUUUUCAAAACUCCGAAACUGCCAAGGAAGACAGCAGGAAAGAGGUCUUUCUGAAGGAUGUUUCGUGUUAUUUCUCACUCUUGGAGGAUGGUCAACCUCGUGACAAGCUAGAGUUUGCUUUCAAGCUGUACGACAGAGAUGGCAACGGCGUACUGGACAGCUCGGAAGUGGAUAGAAUUAUCGCUCAAAUGAUGCAUGCUGCAGAGUACUUGGGAUGGGAUGUGACAGAGCUCAGGCCGGUUCUCAAGGACAUGAUGACCGCAAUAGAUGCUGACAGCAGCGGUACGGUGUCAUUGGAGGAGUGGGUGGAAGGAGGCAUGAACAACGUCCCUCUACUGGUCCUGCUUGGCCUGAAGAUGACACAGACAGACGGACAACACCUGUGGAGAAUGAAACAUUUCAGCAAGCCUGUAUACUGCAACGUGUGUCAUUGCAUGCUUCUAGGUCUCAGGAAGCAAGGCUUGUGCUGCACCUGUUGCAAGUACACAGUCCACGGCCGCUGCGCUAACAGGAACCCGGCCCCGUGUGCCAGAACCUAUGUGAAGUCCAAGAAAGAAACAGGGGUUCCGGCACAUGACUGGGUGAGUGGGAACUGUGAAUCGAGAAAGUGUGACAAGUGUCAAAAGAAGAUCAAGAGCUUACAAGGCCUAACGGGCAAACACUGCGUGUGGUGUCACUCCAUGCGCCACGAUGCGUGUGCAGACGAAGAGCCGAGUGAGUGCACGUGCGGCCCGCUGCGAGACCAUAUCCUGCCUCCUUGGGCUGUGUAUCCCGUCAUCAAGGAGAGAUCAAACAACGGAUGCUCUGGUCAAACGGACGACACAGAGCUGAACACAACUCCUGAUGGACAAAUCCUUCAGAUUAGCCCCGUGCCCAAUACUCACCCGCUUCUUGUGUUUGUCAAUCCCAAAAGUGGAGGCAAGCAGGGGGAAAGGGUCCUGCGUAAGUUUCAGUAUUUGCUCAACCCUCGGCAGGUGUACAACCUUUCCAAUGGAGGACCAGCUCCAGGCUUGAGUUUCUUCAGAAACCUUCAAGAUUACAGGAUCCUGGUAUGUGGUGGAGACGGCACAGUCGGCUGGAUUCUGGAUGCCAUCGACAAAGCUGGUCUGCUGGUGCGGCCGCCAGUUGCUGUACUUCCCCUGGGCACAGGAAAUGACCUCGCGCGAUGCCUGCGGUGGGGAGGAGGAUACGAUGGUGAGGACCUAAACAGGAUCCUGAAGGAUAUUGAGGGGAGCUCUGAGGUUCUGAUGGACCGCUGGAGCGUGCAGGUCAUCACGGAGGAAGGUGAAGACAAAGGCGACCCUGUGCCGUAUGAGAUCAUUAACAAUUACUUCUCCAUCGGAGUGGACGCCUCCAUCGCCCACCGUUUCCACACCAUGAGGGAGAAACAUCCUCAAAAAUUUAACAGCAGGAUGAAGAACAAGCUGUGGUAUUUUGAAUUUGCCACCUCAGAGACCAUCUCAGCCUCUUGCAAGAAACUCAACGAAUGUCUAACAAUAGAGUGCUGCGGCACUCCUUUGGACCUCAGCGGCCUGUCUCUUGAGGGCAUUGCUGUCCUAAACAUUCCCAGCAUGCACGGCGGGUCCAAUCUCUGGGGUGAGAGCAAGAAGGGGGACAUGAAGGGGCUGACCGGCCAAGAGGAGCCUGACGUAAUUGUGGACCCAGAAGUCUUGAAAGUGACUGGCCAAGAUCUGAGUGACCGCAGAGUAGAGGUGGUUGGCCUGGAGGGUGCCAUAGAGAUGGGGCAAAUUUACACGGGCCUGAAGAGUGCUGUGAGACUAGCGAAAACGGCACAGCUCACCAUCAGGACCAAGAAAGCGUUGCCAAUGCAGAUCGACGGAGAACCGUGGAUGCAGCCACCCUGCACAAUUCUCAUCACGCACAAGAACCAAGCGAGUAUGCUGAUGGCUCCUCAGGCCAAAGGAUCAGGGUUCUUCACCUCCAGAUAA
Molecule: messenger RNA, 2193 nt
Organism: Nerophis lumbriciformis (worm pipefish)
Lineage: Eukaryota; Metazoa; Chordata; Actinopteri; Syngnathiformes; Syngnathidae
Source: RefSeq, a predicted model, not a curated record